AAAUAUAAUUUAAAUUCGUAGUAUAAAAUUAUUUCGAAAUGAACAAAUUAAAAUCAUCUCAAAAAGAUAAAGUGAAAAAAUUUAUGACGUUUACACAAGCAUCUGAAAACGUUGCCAUUUUUUGUUUAGCAAAAAAUGACUGGAAAUUGGAACAAGCAUCAGAUAACUUUUUUCAAAAUCCACUUGAAUAUGAUACAGUUAAGAUCAACACACAAUUAGGUUAUUCAGUAGAUAAACGAAAGUUAGAAACUAUGUAUACUAGAUAUCGAGAUCCAGCAGAACCAAAUAAAAUUAAUGUUGAAGGUGUUAUGCGUUUAUUAGAUGAACUCAAAUUACCUCCUGACUCUAUAUUAGUGCUCAUUAUUGCUUGGAAGUGUCAAGCAGCAGCUCAAUGUGAAUUCACAAAACAAGAGUUUUUCAAUGGAAUGUCUAGAAUGGGGUCUGAUUCAAUAGAGAAAUUAAAAAUAAGAUUACCAAUUUUAGAAAGAGAACUUUCAGAUCCAUCAAAAUUUAAAGAUUUUUACUAUUUUACAUUCAAUUACGCUAAGAAUAUAGGACAAAAAGGGCUUGACCUUGAUAUGGCUAUUACUUACUGGAACAUAAUUUUUGUUGGCCGAUUCAGGUUCCUUGAACUGUGGUGUCAGUUCUUAAGAGAACACCACAAUAAAUCAAUUCCUAGAGAUACGUGGAAUUUGUUGUUAGAAUUUGCUUGUGUCAUUGAUGAUGAAAUGACAGAUUAUGACCAAGAGGGAGCUUGGCCAGUUUUAAUUGAUGAGUUUGUGGAAUGGGCUAGGCCUUUAGUGUGCAGAAGUAAAUCAACUCAUAUAUGCUAGACCCGAUGGCUGAUUACUGUUAAAAUGAAUGAAAAAUAAUCAGACACAUAUGUUUAUAAAUUAUAAUAUAAAAAAAUGUUGAUCCUCUGUUUUAAAUUUGUUUGAGGGAGAAUAAUGUAUGACUGCUCUACUAAAAUAUGUACCUUGGGAAUAUUUAUAAAACAAAUAUGUUAUUUAAUUUUUAUAGCCUACAUUAUAUUAACAUUGUAUUUUUCA
Messenger RNA from Sipha flava (yellow sugarcane aphid), 1049 nucleotides. RefSeq names its product DCN1-like protein 1 (gene SCCRO). Gene Ontology annotation, molecular function: cullin family protein binding; ubiquitin conjugating enzyme binding; ubiquitin-like protein binding. Lineage: Eukaryota; Metazoa; Arthropoda; Insecta; Hemiptera; Aphididae. Gene Ontology annotation, biological process: positive regulation of ubiquitin-protein transferase activity; protein neddylation. Bases 39 to 833 code for a protein of 264 amino acids. Gene Ontology annotation, cellular component: ubiquitin ligase complex. The record is from RefSeq and is a predicted model, not a curated record. The transcript has 5 exons.